Messenger RNA from Aspergillus luchuensis, 201 nucleotides. RefSeq lists its product as uncharacterized. The transcript is spliced from 3 exons. The record is from RefSeq and is a predicted model, not a curated record. NCBI's taxonomy places the organism in Eukaryota, Fungi, Ascomycota, Eurotiomycetes, Eurotiales, Aspergillaceae. Bases 1 to 201 code for a protein of 66 amino acids.
AUGCGUUUCCUCGCUGUCAUCGCUCUCCUCGCCUCUGUUGCCGUCGCCAGACCGGCUGAGAAUGGCGCCCUGAACGCCCUCAACGUCCAGGUUAUGUGCCUUGGACGCGACGCCGGUCUUUGCGUUGGCGGCAACAUCACGGCCGCCGGAAACAACUGCUGCCCUCCUCUGGUCUGCGGAUCUGACCGGAAAUGCCACUAA